This is a messenger RNA of Cheilinus undulatus (humphead wrasse), 1870 nucleotides long. It is a transcript of the gene rars2, whose product is annotated as arginyl-tRNA synthetase 2, mitochondrial. Lineage: Eukaryota; Metazoa; Chordata; Actinopteri; Labriformes; Labridae. Gene Ontology annotation, cellular component: cytoplasm; mitochondrion. The record is from RefSeq and is a predicted model, not a curated record. Bases 115 to 1854 code for a protein of 579 amino acids. Gene Ontology annotation, molecular function: ATP binding; arginine-tRNA ligase activity. Gene Ontology annotation, biological process: arginyl-tRNA aminoacylation; mitochondrial translation. The transcript has 20 exons.
GUUGCGAAUAAGGAAGUACAGCAGCUACACCAAUGUGAACCAACAGACCAUACAGCAUAUAAAUGUAGUUAUUUAGCCACUAGUUUAUCAUUAUAUAAUAUUUUUAGGUCUAAAAUGGCCUGUUUCUUCAGGAGAAGCAUCGCAGCAAAGCUUGGGAGGACGCUGCAGCAGGCUGAGGAUGUCUUUAUUCCUGCUCUGUCAGCAGUUCCAGUUUUUAAGAAACAGCAGACUUCUGACUUCAAACUGUCCAUUAACACAUUACGAACCAGUGGGAUUUUACCAUCCAGUGGUGACAUUCAGCAGCAGACUGAAAACUUGGCCAAUCAGUUAAAGCAGGACAGUGUGGUGGAGCACACUUCUGCUGGACCUGGAGUGAUCAACUUUAAAGUCAAUCGAAAACUUCUUGUCCAGAAAGUGUUGGAGCCAUUUGGAAAGGGGGAGAAUGAGAAAUUUGGGUUGAACAGUGAACUUUUCAAAACUCUUCACAGAGGAACAACAUUAGUGGAGUAUAGCUCUCCAAAUAUCGCCAAAAAAUUUCACGCUGGUCAUCUGCGAUCUACGAUUAUUGGUAACUUCAUCGCUAACUUGAAGCAGGCUCUUGGUCAUAAUGUUAUCAGGAUGAACUACCUUGGAGACUGGGGAAUGCAGUUCGGUUUGCUGGGAGCUGGGUUUGGUCAGUUUGGAUGUCAGGAGAAACUGAAACAGAAUCCCUUGCAGCAUUUGUUUGAGGUUUAUGUCCAUGUGAACAAGGAAGCAGAGCACAAUGAGAAUAUGAAACAGGCCGCCAGGGAUUUCUUUAGACAGCUGGAGCAGCAUGAGAGCGAGGCUGUGUCUCUAUGGCAACAGUUCAGAGAGAUCACAGUGGACGAGUAUCAACAAGUUUAUAAGCGGUUGGGGGUCCACUUUGACGUUUACUGCGGAGAAUCCUUUCACCAGGAUCGUGCGCAGGAGGUGGUGCAGCAGCUGCAGAGUCGAGGCCUCCUGAAAAUCUCAGAGAAAGGAACAGGUGUAGUGGAUCUGUCACCUGCUGGAGACAUGAGCAGCAUAUGCACGGUGCUCCGCAGCGACGGCACAACUCUGUACAUCACCAGAGAUCUCGCUGCAGCAGUUGACCGAAAAGAAAAAUAUAAUUUUGAUGAGAUGAUCUAUGUGGUGGAUAAGAGUCAGUCAAGUCACUUUCAACAUCUAUUCCAGAUCCUUCUCGCUUUGGGACAUUCUUGGGCUGAUAGGUGUCAACAUGUUUCCUUUGGCCUGGUGAGGGGUAUGAAGACUCGGAGCGGUGAGGUCGUGUUCCUGGAGGACAUGCUGAAUGAAGCUCGGGCCAGGAUGCUUCACAACAUGAGCCAGUCAAAAACAACAAAGGAGCUUGAAAAUCCAGAGGACACAGCAGAGAAAGUAGGAAUCAGUGCACUAAUUGUCCAGGACUUCAAAGGUCCGCUGCAGUCAGACUACACCUUUGAUUGGGAGCGGAUGCUGCAGGCUCAGGGAGACACAGGAGUGUUUCUGCAGUACACACAUGCUCGACUCUGCAGUUUAAUAGAGCAAAAUGAAGGAGCACAGGUAGCAACAUUUGAUCCAUCUCUCCUGCUGGAGCAGACAAGUAUAAGCAUCCUGCAGCACCUCCUCCGUUAUGAUGAGGUGUUGUUCCAGUCAGCUCAGGAUCUGCAACCUAAACACCUGGUCAACUUUUUACUGAAGCUGUGCCACCUCAUCGCCUUGGCACACAAAGAGCUGCAUGUGAAAGGAAGCUCCCAAGAUGUUGCACAGGCAAGGUUACGGCUGUUCAGCAGCGCUUGCACAGUCCUAGCAAAUGGGAUGAGGAUCCUGGGAAUUUCACCAGUGGAUAAAAUGUAAACUAUCAGUUAUUUCA